Molecule: messenger RNA, 1574 nt
Organism: Miniopterus natalensis
Lineage: Eukaryota; Metazoa; Chordata; Mammalia; Chiroptera; Miniopteridae
Gene: NXPH4
Product: neurexophilin 4
Molecular function (GO): signaling receptor binding
Source: RefSeq, a predicted model, not a curated record
AUGAGGCUGCUCCCGGAAUGGCUUCUCUUGCUCUUUGGUCCGUGGCUCCUGAAGAAGGCCGUCAGUGCCCAGAUACCGGAGUCCGGGAGGCCGCAGUACUUGGAGCUGCGCCCCGCUGCGGCCGGAGGGGGCGCCCCCGCCCAAGGACUCCCGGCGCCGCAGUCUUCCGACGGCCUGGGCACGGCGCGCGCCUGGAGCUGGGCCUGGCCCGCUAACCACACUGCGGCCCUGGCCCGGGUGGGGGCGGCGGGGGCGCUGCCCGCGCAGCGCACCAAGAGAAAGCCGUCUAUCAAAGCGGCCCGCGCCAAAAAGAUCUUUGGCUGGGGGGACUUCUACUUCCGGGUGCAUACCCUCAAGUUCUCGCUGCUCGUGACCGGCAAGAUCGUGGACCACGUGAACGGGACCUUCAGCGUGUACUUCCGCCACAACUCCUCCAGCCUGGGCAACCUCAGUGUCAGCAUCGUGCCUCCCUCUAAGCGGGUGGAGUUCGGCGGCGUCUGGCUGCCGGGCCCCGCCCCCCACCCUCUGCAGUCUUCGCUGGCCCUGGAGGGGGUCCUCCCUGGGCUGGGCCCCCCUCUGGGGCUAGCUGCUGCGGGGGCAGGGCUAGGAGGCACCCUCGGGGGCGCUCUCGCGGGCCCACUCGGGGGAGCCCUGGGAGUGCCCGGGGCCAAAGAGUCGCGCGCUUUCAAUUGCCACGUGGAGUAUGAGAAGACGAACCGCGCGCGCAAGCACCGCCCCUGCCUGUACGACCCGUCGCAGGUGUGCUUCACCGAGCACACGCAGAGUCAGGCCGCCUGGCUCUGCGCCAAGCCCUUCAAAGUCAUCUGCAUCUUCGUCUCCUUCCUCAGCUUUGAUUAUAAACUGGUGCAGAAGGUGUGCCCAGACUACAACUUCCAGAGCGAGCACCCCUACUUUGGAUAGUGCGCCCGGGCCCUGAGCUUCCCGCCAAAUCCCGGCCUCCCUAAGUGAGACUCCUCCCAAUGUCCCGCAACUCCUGUGGCCCCGUCCACCCUUCCAUUCUGGGGACGAGAAGAACAGCCCUCGUGGGGACUAUCAGCUGGCGUGGGUCCCCUUUUCCUUACGGGGAGUGCCUUUGAGGCCCCCUCAGCUACACCCCAAAAUGGAGGAACAAGAGCGCAGCCCCAGAAUAGGCGGUCCCAGCGUCCCCUACGCCCACAUUGGUUCCCCUUGACGACCCCGGCUCUGGGCUGGACACUCCCUUAGGCCGAAGCUUUAAUAACGCCUGGCCUGGCACCCUGAUCCCACCCCGACUUUCUUACCCCAGGCUCUCAUUCUCCUGCUCCACCCUGUCUCCGAGUAAAGACUGUAAAGACGUGUAAGCCAUCCCUUCUGCCUGACGUUUGCCUGUUCCUCUUUCUUCAAAACCCCCAAUUAGGGUAGUGGAAGCAGGCUCCUGGGCGUCGGCGAUGACUGGCCCCUGCCCUCUGCCUGCCUCCUUGCCAUCCCUGCAGUCCUGUUCCACCUGCCCCUUUCCAGCUGCUUCCUCUCGGUGAUAUUUUUUCUACUCCAAAACAGACGGGAAAGGGAACAAAAUAAAGUGAAAUCCAAUACGA